Salvia hispanica is the source of this 1407-nucleotide messenger RNA. NCBI's taxonomy places the organism in Eukaryota, Viridiplantae, Streptophyta, Magnoliopsida, Lamiales, Lamiaceae. The record is from RefSeq and is a predicted model, not a curated record.
UAUAGGCUCAACUCAUGCCAUGAACCCCCUCACAAAACUGAGCACUAAAAAGAGGCCAAGAACGUGUAGAGCAAUAUGCAAAGAUGGGAUAAGGCAUGCCUAGCAUAAUAAAUAUACAAAACAAACAUUGAAUACAAUAAUACUAAUUAGUCAUGCUUACGACUCAUGAUUCACUAACUACUACUCCUCCCCACACACAUAUUUGAAGAAACCAGUCAACUCUAUACAAAUCAUAUACACUUCAAACCAAAAAAGAGAAUAAGAGACAAAUGCAUAAGACAUAUUAAUCCUCCUAUAAAAACACCCUAUCAUCUCCUUUUUCAAAUCAAGACUCAACACUUCUCUCUUCCUUCUUACAAUCUUAAAACAUAACUAAACCAAACCAUGGAACUUCAAUUCCGUACCUCCUCUCCAACCAACAACAACACAACAUAUAAGCCCACAAACAGAAGCCCUAGCAAGAGCAAGUUUGUGGGAGUGAGGCAGAGGCCCUCGGGAAAAUGGGUGGCGGAGAUCAAGAACACGACCCAAAAGAUCCGCAUGUGGCUAGGCACAUUCGACACAGCUGAGGAGGCAGCUCUGGCCUAUGACGAAGCUGCCUGCCUCCUACGUGGAUCCAAUACACGCACCAACUUCUUGAACACCAUGCCUUGCAACCCAGCCCUCUCUUUGAAGAUCAAGAACUUGUUGAAUCAAAAGAGGAGCCAAAAUAAGGCCACUAUCCCUCCAACCGCUGCUAGAAGGUAUUCUGAUCAAGAUGUCAACAUCAAGGCCAUUGCUCGUAGCAGUAGUAGUAGAAGUUGUAGUAGCUCUCAAUACAGUACUAAUGACAACUUUAGCAGCAACCAAAUGAAGGGCUCUGUUGUUUUCACCUCCAAUCCAUCCGAGGAUGCAUAUAAGCCCGACUUCAGCCAUUUAGAGCCACAUUUCAAUCAGUGUAAUCAAGCUCUGGAUGUUGACACACCCGCGCUUCAACCAUAUGUCCCUAGAAGAGGUGGGGAGGGCGCAACUGAGGCAGCCCCAUUCCCGGAUUUUGAAAGAUUGAAGGUUGAAAGGCAGAUAUCAGCAUCACUCUAUGCCAUGAAUGGCAUAAAUGAAUACUGGGAUACCAUCAAUGAGUCAAAUGAUACUUUCUGGGAUAUUCAAACUCUCUGCCAAAUGUUUUGUCCAAGUUAAACAAAAAAAGUCAAUCAAAAUCAUUUUUCCAACAUUCUGAGCAUGUCAAAUAGUGGCUAAAUCAUGUUAGAAAGAAAUUGAUUGAGGUGGUGGUUGUUUGGGCAGAGUAUUAGAUUAUUUCAGAAACUUCUAGAGGGAUCAUCCAAUGUGCCUCGUUAGUUUAGUUUGUAUUUUGAUUUGGAUUUUCACCUAUUGAAGAUGAAGAACUUUCCUCAUCUUUAUAAUAGAAGC